AUGCUUAGAUAUACUGCUGGAAGAUCAUUACCAACAUUAAUUAGAUCAUCUUAUCCUACAUUACGUUCAUCAUCCCGAGUUUUGGUUCAACCAAUUAGAUCAUAUCUCACCUGGUAUACACCCCCAUCAAGAUUAUUCCCAUUAUUACCUCGUGAAUUUGAUUAUGAUUGGAAUAUGAAGGAUGAUUAUUUCACCACUAAGGAAGAAAAGGAUAAAUAUCUUGUUACAAUUAAAGAUAAGAAUCUUAAUGAUAAACAAGUUAAAAUUGAUUUUAAUAAAUCAGAAAAUUCAUUAUUAAUUUCAAUUAACCAAAAUUUAAAUACAAAAGAUGAAUCAAAAGGUAGUGAAUCAACUUUCCAAAGUAAAUUUAAUAGUAAAUAUGUAUUUGAUAAAUCAGUUAAAGUUGAUGAAAUCGUGGCUGAACAUGUCAAUGAUAAUGUUAUUAUUACUAUCCCUAAAGUAGAACCUACUCCAGAAGAAGUUGAAAAGGAUGAUAUUGUUAAUAUUUCUCUUAAUAAGAAGGGACCUACUGAACCAUCUGAAUAG
Hemisphaericaspora subhashii is the source of this 546-nucleotide messenger RNA. RefSeq names its product Hsp20/alpha crystallin family protein. The record is from RefSeq and is a predicted model, not a curated record. Bases 1 to 546 code for a protein of 181 amino acids. NCBI's taxonomy places the organism in Eukaryota, Fungi, Ascomycota, Pichiomycetes, Serinales, Debaryomycetaceae. The transcript has a single exon.